Messenger RNA from Lingula anatina, 787 nucleotides. Its product is annotated as peptidyl-prolyl cis-trans isomerase FKBP2-like. Gene Ontology annotation, cellular component: endoplasmic reticulum. The record is from RefSeq and is a predicted model, not a curated record. Gene Ontology annotation, molecular function: peptidyl-prolyl cis-trans isomerase activity. NCBI's taxonomy places the organism in Eukaryota, Metazoa, Brachiopoda, Lingulata, Lingulida, Lingulidae. Gene Ontology annotation, biological process: protein peptidyl-prolyl isomerization.
UGGCAGUAUGAAUUGUAGCUAUAUUCAGAUGGUUGCAGCUUGCCUGUGCUUGCUGGCAACGGCUAGUCUUGGGGCAGAGUCUGAUAAAAAAGUAAAAAAGUUACAGAUUGGUGUAAAGAAGAGAGUUGAACCAGACCAGUGCAAAAUAAAAUCCAAGAAGGGAGAUACUCUUCACAUGCACUAUACAGGUAAACUGGAAGACGGAACAGAGUUUGACAGUAGUAUUCCAAGGGGGCAGCCAUUUGUUUUCACGCUUGGCUCAGGGCAAGUGAUAAAAGGAUGGGAUCAAGGUCUUCUUGGAAUGUGUGAAGGAGAGAAAAGGAAGCUAGUUAUACCAUCAGACCUUGGAUAUGGAGCCAGGGGAGCACCACCAAAGAUCCCAGCUGAUGCUACACUGGUAUUUGAAGUGGAACUCCUGAAAGUUGAGAGGAAGGAAGAACUUUAAUACACAGAAUAUGCGGCCAAAAGGCAUACAUAACUAUGUAUAUCAGUAAAGAAGUAGAUAUUAAAUAAUUUGUGUCUUUCACCACAAAUAACAUUCCUUUCAUGCAAAUUGUUCUGUUUGGUUUUGUUAAAUGUUAAGUUUCUGUCCAGUCAUUUCCUCAUAACUUCACUGUGUAGAUAAUAAAUCACUGCUUAAGUACAUGUCAGAAGUAGUUUUUUGAAAAGAAAAGUUAUCAUGUGAGAUAAAGGCCAUCCAGAAUAGAAGAUCCAAGUAUCAACUGGUCCAAGGCUCAAAUAUGUCGUGGGGAGGCCUGUGAAAGGUGGAGAGACCAUUACAGGAUUA